Messenger RNA from Episyrphus balteatus (marmalade hoverfly), 1955 nucleotides. RefSeq names its product insulin-like growth factor-binding protein complex acid labile subunit. The transcript has 3 exons. The record is from RefSeq and is a predicted model, not a curated record. Gene Ontology annotation, molecular function: protein binding. The coding region runs from base 204 to 1949 and encodes 581 amino acids. NCBI's taxonomy places the organism in Eukaryota, Metazoa, Arthropoda, Insecta, Diptera, Syrphidae.
UUCUAGAGUCGCUCUAUUAAGAUCACUCUUAAAUCUCUCUCCCUCUUUCAGUAAAAAAAUCUUUCUAUCUUUUUGCAUUGUUCUUUUAAUAAAAAAACAAAAACAUAUAAAAAAGAAAACUGAUAAAAAUAAAAAAAACAAUAAUUUUGUGAUAAAGUUAAAUCCAGUAUAAACAUUGAUUCGAGUUCCUAGAGAGAAUUAUUAUGAAAAGUGCCUCGACUCUUGUGUUUCUUAUUUUUUCUUAUCAUCUCCAAUUAUCAGCUGCAAACUCGCAAAAUGUCACCUUAAUUGGCUGUGAAGUGGAUGAUUUGAGUAACCAGACUAUCCGAGAUGUCACAGUAUUAUUUGUCUUCCAUUGCAACAUACCAAUUCUUCAGAAUGCAGUCUUCCUGCGACACACUAAACUGGAAACUUUGCAAAUUUCAGAAAGUAAAAUAUCAAAGUUAGAAGACUUUUCCCUCAAUGGCCUCCUAAGCUUAAAAUCCUUGGAUCUUGCUAGAAACAACAUCUCCCAAGUCAAAUCAUGGUCAGAUGAGGAUUUAAUCAAUGUCACAGCAUUAGAUCUUCGUCGCAAUUCCAUUAAAAAUCUCGAUGCCGAUAGUUUUCGUCGAUUUCCCAAUCUUCAAAAACUCAAUUUGGCUGUCAAUCUAAUCCAAGUCAUCACCUAUGGAGUGCUACGUAGCAUGCCAGCAUUGAAAUACAUAAACAUUGGCAAGAAUCAACUGAAACAAAUCGACAUGCACACCUUUCGUGGCCUGCACAAACUGUCGCACAUUGCAAUGCAUUAUAAUCGCAUCGAAGAGGUUAAUCCACAAGCCUUUGAUACAAACAAUCAUUUGAGAUCAUUGAGAUUGGAGGCGAAUUCGAUAGUGGAUUUGAAAUUUAUGGCUCAAAUGAAUUUGGCCCGUUUGGUGCAUUUGAAUUUGAGUAAUAAUGCAAUUGAUAGCCUUAAGCGAAUGGCUUUUACAAAAGACACCGAAUUAAAGAGUCUGGAUGUGAGUUAUAAUCUGAUUGAGGAGAUUUAUGCAGACACACUGUCGGGAUUAGAAUCACUCGAGAUGUUCAACGCCAGCCAUAACCAUAUCCACACAAUUGCCGCGAAAAGUUUCCUCGAGCUAACCAGUCUAACUCAUCUUGAUAUAUCUGCGAAUAAUUUAACCCAUUUACCGGUGUAUAUAUUCAACACAACUCGCCGCCUAAGCUACAUCAACAUGUCCAACAACGCACUCGAGCACCUGGAAUCCAAUCAUUUCCAUGAAAUGUCUGCCCAGCUUCAGCUAUUGGAUCUCUCCAUCAACCAUCUACAUUGUGAUAAUUUCAUCGAAGGACUUCUCGCCCAUCGUCGCCAGCGAGAGCGGAAACCCCAUCAACAGCCAGCCGUAUUGAAAUUGUUGGACCUGAGCUAUAACGCAUACAGUGUUCUCAACUUGUCCGUUCUGUAUGAAUUCGAAAGAGUAGAUUUGUCAGGUAAUUUAUGGGACUGCAAAUGGCUAAUCCAGGAAAUGAUUCAUGGUCCGGAUACAAUACGCUUUGGUAGAAACUACACGAUGAAAUCGGCAGAGGGUGAUGUUUUGUCUGUGCCCGGUGUAGAUUGUUAUGAUGAAAGGAGCAAACGAAGUAUUAUUCUGAUUGAUGGCUGGAAUGUGAUGGGCUCAAGAGUUGAGAAUCCAAUAAGUUCUCUGGUCUUUUGGUCAAAUAUUAACUCAAAUCACCAACUCGAUAACAAGGAUAUUACAAUUGCGAUCCUUCUCUUUAUUCUGCUUGGAUUUGUUGCAGUGCAAACAGUGCGAAUCAUUCUAGCACGAUGGUCCUGCAAGUCCAAAAAGAAACUCAAACAAUCAAACAAUAACGAAAAGGAAAUGGAAAUGGAAAAAAUCGAAAUGAUGUCGUGUGUAGAUGAAACACUAUCUGUGGACUCAAAAAUCGAAAAUGAAAAAAAUAACCUUUAAACGAAA